Molecule: messenger RNA, 3303 nt
Organism: Dalotia coriaria
Lineage: Eukaryota; Metazoa; Arthropoda; Insecta; Coleoptera; Staphylinidae
Gene: Fim
Product: plastin-2 Fim
Exons: 6
Coding region: 164-2056 (630 amino acids)
Biological process (GO): actin filament network formation; actin filament bundle assembly
Cellular component (GO): actin filament bundle; actin filament; cytoplasm
Molecular function (GO): actin filament binding; calcium ion binding
Source: RefSeq, a predicted model, not a curated record
GUGCAAGUCCGGGCGCGAGCCCCGCUCUCUCAGUUCUGCGCGUUCGUGUUUGUUGUGUCCGCCGUGUCCGGUGAUCACUCAGUUGUUGCAAACGCGUUCGGCGGGCAAGAGGCAAGUGCAAGUGCUGCGGUCGUUGCGAGAGUGCGCGCGGCGUGGUGACAACAUGGCUACCGACUACACCAAGCUCACGAAGGACGAGCGUGCGGAACUCUCGGAACAAUUCAACAUUAUUGAUAAAAACAACGAUGGAUACAUUGACAUCAAAGAAUUACGCGAGGCGUUGGACGUGUGCGGUUUCAAACUGCCAGCGUACAAAGUGCGCGAAAUGGAGGAAGAGUUCAAAAACAAGAAGCGUACGAAUAUCGUUGGGAAACUGUCCUAUGAAGAAUUCGAGCGUUUGUGCAGCGAUUUGAAGGCGAACGAAGUGGCCAGCACGUUCAAACAGAUGACCACACGCAAAGAGAACCUUUUGACUGUCCAUGGCACAUCUCAUGCGAGUAAUGAAGGCACCAUGCAUUCGGUACGCGUGGAAGAACAACUUGCCUUCUCUGAUUGGAUUAAUUCCAAUCUGUCACACGAUAAGGACCUCGCCCAUUUGUUACCGAUCGAUGCAGAGGGACAGCUUUUAUACGAGAAAGUCAAAGACGGCAUUUUAUUAUGUAAAAUCAUCAAUCACUCUUGUCCGGAUACAAUUGACGAACGUACAAUCAACAAGAAGAAUUUAAAACUGUACACGAAGUUGGAGAAUUUAACUUUGGCGUUAUCCUCAUCGCAGGCCAUCGGUUGUAAUGUUGUGAACAUUGACGCACAUAAUUUGGAAAAAGGUACCCCACAUCUUGUCCUGGGGUUGCUGUGGCAAAUCAUCCGCAUUGGUCUCUUCAACCAGAUUACUCUGGAGCAUUGUCCUGGUCUCACAGCGUUGUUAAACGACGACGAACGCAUUGAGGACUUGUUUAAAUUGUCCCCGGAACAGAUUCUCCUCAGAUGGGUGAAUUACCACCUUGCUAGGUCAGGUUCAAACAGGCGUAUCCAUAACUUCACCAGUGAUAUCACUGAUUCGGAGAUUUAUACGUUGUUGUUGAAGCAGAUAGCACCUGCAGAUGCUGAUGUUAAUACCGAGGCGUUGUUUGAACGUGAUAUGCAAAGUCGUGCGGAAAUAAUGCUGCAGCAAGCGGCGAAGUUGCAGUGUCGCGCGUUCGUGACGCCGCAGGACGUCGUCAACGGCGUGUACAAGCUGAACGUCGCAUUCGUGGCGAACCUGUUCAAUAAGCAUCCGGGUCUCGAGCAGACCAACGGAACUGAGUACGAGUACGAAACCGUUGAGGAGACGCGAGAGGAGAAAACUUACAGAAACUGGAUCAACUCGAUGGGCGUGUCGCCGCACGUCAACUGGCUGUACAGCGACCUCGCCGAUGGUCUGGUGGUCUUCCAGCUGUACGAUAUUAUUAAACCAGGUAUUGUCGAUUGGAAUCGCGUGCAUCGCAAUUUUUCCAAGCUGGGGAAGUUUAUGGAGAAGCUGGAGAACUGUAACUAUGCCAUUGAGUUAGGUAAAGACAAACAGAUCAAGUUUUCGUUGGUGGGUAUUGCCGGGCAAGACAUUAACGAUGGAAACGUGACGCUGACGUUGGCGUUGAUCUGGCAGUUGAUGAGAGCGUACACGUUGUCUAUGCUCACUCAACUGGCACAAAGUGGUUCUCCUAUUGUCGAGAAAGAGAUUGUACAAUGGUGCAAUAAGCGGUUAGUUGACGCUGGAAAAACUUCCUCGUUGAGAGGUUUCCAGGAUUCGUCGAUUAGCAAUGCGAUCGUACUUAUCGAUCUCAUCGACGCCAUUAAACCCGGUGCCAUUAAUUAUGAUCUUGUGAAGACUUCGGGAUCAGAAGAGGAUAAUUUGGCGAAUGCAAAAUACGCGAUAAGUAUGGCACGUAAAACCGGCGCCAGAGUGUACGCCCUGCCCGAGGACAUCACCGAAGUGAAGCCCAAAAUGGUAAUGACAGUUUUCGCGUGCCUAAUGUCGCUGGACUAUGUCCCCAACAUGGACAGCGUGGCCGAACAGUAAUACCGCACGGCGGUCUAACCAAUUCAAUCAAACAUGAUAUCAUGCGCGUUUUGUUUUCUAAAUAAGCUUCAAAAGCAGACGUUUACUUAAACCUUAAAAUUGCGAUUAAUUUCCUAGGUGUAAUCUUCAUAUUUGAUUCGUUUACUGUGAUUGAUGGUAGUAGGUUUCCAAAACGCAUUCCCAUUGACGCGACCAAAAUACGAAAACAAUUUGUAUAUCACAAAUUCAGGUAUUGCUAGUCUUUUGUUUGCAAAGUGCAAUAAUUUUAAUCGACGCGCGGACACUUAUAGCCAAUUCUAAGGAGGAAGAAGAAGAUGAAAAAAAUCAGAAUUAUGUAACUAAAUUUAAUCAUAUAUAGCUAGCGAGGAUAAUUACGUUGAUGCGAUUGCAUACGCUCUAUUGUAUAAUUACGCUAAAAUUUCAUUAGCAUUCUCUUUGACUAUUAUAUUAAUAUUUGUGAUUUUAUCUAAAUUGAUGUUACUAUUAGACAUUCCACACGAUUAAAAACGAAACAAGCGAAACGUUGUAAUUGAACGGAAACGGAAAGCAAGCAAUCAACUAAUAAGGAUACAAAACAUGACAAAUAAUUGACGAAGUAUCUUAUAUUCCAAUUAUCUGCAAUUGAAUUUUUCUUAUGCAUUAGUUAUAAUAUUUUUCCACGAUUUGUUUUCUAUGAUGUAGAAUGUAUAAUGUAUGCUUAUUAUUUUGUUAAAGCGGAUUAUUUAAUACGUUGUAUAUAUUUAUCAGCGGAGUUUUAUCUAUUUUAUCGUUUCGCGUCGGGCAGACGCGGACGAAAUCAAGCGAUUUAUGUCAUUCUAUGUGAAAUAUGUAAAUUUUUUAAUUAUUUAGCGUUUACACUUUUAUUUACUGCAUCUUUUUGUAAGUAUGUAUUUGGCUUCGAGGAAAACUGAACCAGAAGUGCCAUGACGCCAUUUUAUAUAUCCAUACAUAUACAAAAAAAAACAUUUGAAGAGGUAGAUAAUAAUUAACAUCAUCAUUCAUCAUGAUCAAAAGCAUGGUGAUAACAUUAAGAAUUACACCAGAUGUGAAAGAGAAAUCAACUUCCAAUUAGUAUUAGGUGUUUUUAUGACAUCGAGACAUCGUUUGUACCAUUUUGUAUGCUUUGUACGACAAUGAGAAGCAAAUUUGUACUUUGUAAAUAUCGCACUUAGCGGAACAAGUGCUAUAUUUGUGUUGUGUAUUUCAACUGAUCAAAUCAACGGAAAUAAAAACGAAGAUAUGAAAGA